CACUCAUUCAAGUUCGGACUUCUCCACCAGACGAUCACUGAGAGUGAGUGAGCGUGUCCAUCAUGAAUGUUCUUAUGCCCUCCAUGCUAGGGGACAACCCAAACCUGAUGGCUGAGCCGGCGAUCCAGAUCUUCGAGCAGCCCAGGCAGCGUGGGAUGCGUUUCAGGUAUAAGUGUGAGGGUCGCUCAGCCGGCAGCAUCCCCGGAGAGAACUGCUCCGACAACAACAGGACCUACCCCAGCCUGCAGAUCCUUAAUUACUCCGGCAAAGGUAAAGUGCGCGUUUACUUGGUGACGAAAAACGAGCCGUAUCGGCCCCAUCCACAUGACCUGGUUGGGAAGGACUGCAAAGACGGAUUCUAUGAGGCCGAGUUUGGUCCUGACCGCAGAGUGAUUGUUUUCCAGAAUCUGGGCAUCCAGUGUGUGAGGAGGAGGGAAGUGAAGGAUGCGAUCGUACAGAGGAUUACCAGAGGGAUUAACCCCUACAACGUGCCACGGGAGCAGCUGCUGCAGACAGAGGAGUACGACCUGAACGUGGUUCGCCUUUGCAUCCAGGUUUUCCUGCAGGAUGAGAAUGGGCAUUACACCCGAUCGCUCAACCCCAUCGUCACCAACCCCAUCUACGACAACAGGGCCCCAAAUACAGCAGAGCUGAGGAUCUGUCGAGUCAACAGGAACAGUGGCACUGUUAAAGGAGGAGAUGAGAUCUUCUUACUGUGUGACAAAGUACAGAAAGAUGACAUUGAAGUUCGAUUCUUCACCCCUGACGGCUGGGAGGCUAAAGGCUCCUUCUCCCAGGCUGACGUUCAUCGCCAGGUAGCCAUCGUCUUCAAGACUCCUUCCUACUAUAACACCUCCAUAACAGAGUCGGUCACUGUGCACAUGCAGUUACGAAGACCUUCUGAUCAGGAAGUCAGCGAGCAUAUGGAGUUCAGAUAUUUGCCUGAUGACAAAGACCCUUACGGCUACAAUGAGAAAAAGCGCAGAAGAGAGCACUUGAUGAAGAUAUCAGGAUUGUCAGGUGGUCCUUUUUCUGGUCUGGCUUUGAACAGGCCAAAGGCAGUGUCACAGACUACCAUGAGUCAAAUGCGGAAAGACCCAAACAUGUACCUAAGGGAACACCCUGUAGCUACGAUGCAGCAGCAACCUCCUAUGUUCAACCAACCUUACCAACCAGGGCCCCAGAAUGUGAUAAUGCCAUCACAGGCGCCUAAUUUACACAUCGGCCAAUCGUGGGCAAACCACAGCGCAGCACUCUCAAUGGACACAGUCACCAUAAACCCAUCUGGUGCCAUGAGCAAUCUGCAACGUCCUACAACCAUCAGGCAACAGCAGCCAAACCAUGGAUCUAGUUACUCCCACAGAAUGGAGCACAACAGCUGUGAGAAUAACGCCCUACCCCAGCUCUCCAUAAGGGACUUGCAGUGCUUGGAUACAGCCCCCCAGUCCUCUGUAAUGAGCCAGUCCGAGUCCCAGCCACUCUUCCAUCUGCAGCACCAAAGGGAUCAGCAAGCAUCUGAGAGCCAGGCCCAGAACCAACUAAGCAACCAAAACCAGGGUCUCCAGACUGUGUGGCCCACCUUCAAUAACAUCAAUGUAGUCCAGAGUACAUUUAAUGGGUCAGUACCUGGAGGUGGCGGGGGGUCGCAAGGGCUUGGCUCUUUCCCCUUCCUCGACGGAAUGCAAGGGGAAGAUUUGCUGAAGGGCUUAGUGGGAGGAACUUCUCAUACUGGCUUCCAGCUGAAGCAGGAGCCCCAGAUGCCAGUGGGACAAGACACCCAUACCUCGCUCAUGCAAUCCCCAAGGGAAAGCCAAGGAAAUACAUAUACCAACUUGCUUCCUCGUCCCAUGAACAAUGGCUCGAUUAUGGAUCCAGUGAUACACGAUGGUAGUGGCAAUAGCCAGGCUUUCAAAAAUCUGCAGAGUCCUUACUCAAACAGCAUUGCCCCAGAGAGCCACUAUCCAACUUUGGCUGACUGGAUCAAAGCAACCCAGCAAAGCGACUAGAAGCAGUGACACAUGUUGGUCUUGUUUUAUCUUAUAAAACAGAAAGUUUGCUCUCUCCCAUUUUGCUUGGGUUAUUGCAUCUGUGGGCAUGAUACCAAAAUUAUUGGCAGGCAGUUAGAUACAUAACCAACAAUUGUUUUGUUGUUUCUUGGUGGCACAACUGAAUAACGUCUAUUUUCCUUUUAGGCAAAAACAUCACAGUCAUUGGUCUUUGCUUCCAAUUCUAAAUCUGUAGUGACACAUUUGUUCCUAAAUUUAUCAACCAGAAUUUGGUGUUUUGGUCAAAUUUAAGGCCAUGCAGCUCCAGAGACCUCAUUUUAUAUCAAGGACACUUCACAUCAAGGCCAUUUCAUGAUCGGUGUUAAGUGUGGUUCUGAUAUGGUUCUACCCCGACUGUGUUGUUGUGCACCAUGCACUCCCCUAAAUUCACUUAUUGGUUUGGCAUCCAUCAGGUGGUGUCCUCCAAAUUACUCAAUAAAACAAAGCUCACCACUAUCACCCGCAGGCAAAGACCUGUACGUGGCUGACCUGUGGCUAAGGCUGUAAAGAUGACAAUGAUCGCAUCAAAUGAUACGUUGAUGGUUUCCAGGCCAGCUCAGUUUUUGAAGAGGUGAAUGAACUUCUUUCUUUCUUUCUUUCUUUCUUCCUUCCUUCCUUCGUCUUUCUCAGGUGAAGUUGGAUUCACUGUCAACAUACUGUAUAUAAAUGAAUGUUUUGUUUGGUGUUUGAUGCUGAAAAAAAACAAGGGUAAGUGAAUGUUAGGGAUUUUGAAAACACAGCAUAAAAAAGGCUUAUCAUCAUGGGUUUACUUGUUCAUGCUUUUUAAGAGAUUUAUACAUAUUAUAUGUGUCAGUAAAGAUGUGCAACUGUUUUAUUGACAGCAAACUCUUUAACAGAGUGUUUGCUGUUAAAUGCUCUCUGUAUAUACAUGUUAGCCAUAGUUGAGGGUGAAAGCAGUAACUAUGCUGAAACACUCAAGAAGUGGCAAGGUACUGAAAUUUCCAUUGAGGAAGUGGGAGGAAGCCCAUUCAGUGGUGUCUUUCCUUUGUAAUGACUAUGUCAUACCAGUGAUCACAUGUAUUAUCCAGAGUUCUCAGAGCAUUUCUACCAGAUGUUUUAUAGGUAAACAUUUUUUUGUUAUUGUUGUAAAUGUUCAACUGAUGCUCUUAGGGACAGUUACACAGAGCGCUUUGAGAGCUUGGCGGUAGCCUGCAGAUCCACUCUGUUACCAUCAGCCCAUCUCAACCUUCACAUUUUCUGACUUGUAUUCCUUCCAGAAGCUUUUGGAUAUUAUUGUGUUGACAGCUUUGUAAGUUUUGCUUUUUUUGUUGUUUGUUUUUUGUACUGAAUCUUUUCUGAAUAAAUGAUAUC
Molecule: messenger RNA, 3377 nt
Organism: Paralichthys olivaceus (Japanese flounder)
Lineage: Eukaryota; Metazoa; Chordata; Actinopteri; Pleuronectiformes; Paralichthyidae
Gene: rel
Product: v-rel avian reticuloendotheliosis viral oncogene homolog
Biological process (GO): cellular response to stress; inflammatory response; innate immune response
Cellular component (GO): cytoplasm
Molecular function (GO): RNA polymerase II cis-regulatory region sequence-specific DNA binding; DNA-binding transcription factor activity, RNA polymerase II-specific
Source: RefSeq, a predicted model, not a curated record